CUCUGCCUCAGCCUCAGCCUCAGCCUCUGCCCACAUGUUGCGUCACAUGGCGCUGCUGCAGCGCUUCAGAGAGCAGCAGGAGGUUAAAGAGCAGCAGUUGGUGGCGGAGGCAGAGGCGGAAGAAGAGCAAGACGAAGAGGAACUGGAAGUGGAAGUGGAGGAAUUGGAACAAACCAAAGUCAACGGAGUCUCCUCACCCGAUGUCGAAGCCUCCGCCCACGACGAUGAUGGCACAACGGCCAGCGAGAGCGGCGCUGCCACAACUGCCUCAGCUGCCGCUGCUGCUGCUGCUGCAAAGCAUCGACGCAGCCGCACCAAUUUCAACACCUGGCAGCUGGAGGAGCUGGAGCGAGCGUUUCUUGGCAGCCACUAUCCGGAUGUGUUUAUGCGCGAGGCGCUGGCCAUGCGACUGGAGCUGAAGGAGGGGCGCAUUGCGGUCUGGUUCCAAAAUCGUCGAGCCAAGUGGCGCAAGAAGGAGCACACAAAGAAGGGUCCUGGCCGGCCGGCGCACAACGCUCAGCCGCAGAGCUGCAGCGGAGCACCGAUUCCGCUGCCCGAACUGCGAGCCCGGGAGCAGGCACAACGCAGCAAACGCAUUGCCAAAGCCAUCGAUCGUCAGGCGCGCAAACUACGUCUGAAGGGCAUCGAGGUGGACAUGACGCAGCUUCAGGCUGACUAUCUGGCGACGCACAAGGAUGAUGUGGAUCAUCUAAGUGCUGGGUGCAGAGAUGACGAUGAGUUGCCCAUCGAUGUGGUGGGCGAGUGCAGCGACAGCUUGGACAACUCGCACUCGCUUAGCUCCACGUUUGCCACAUUGACGCCGCAGACAAACCAAAGAAGCUGUCACGAAGAUAGCUGCGAUGGCAACGGAAAUGGGAAUGGGAAUGGGAAUGAGGCUGGGGAUGCUGUGAUAAAAGUGGAGCCGCUGGAAUCACCAGCUGAAAUUUCCAAGCCUCCGUCACACCACAAAGGACAUUACAACUCCUCUUUCAGCAUUGAAUCCUUGCUCGGCACAUAG
Molecule: messenger RNA, 1018 nt
Organism: Drosophila albomicans
Lineage: Eukaryota; Metazoa; Arthropoda; Insecta; Diptera; Drosophilidae
Gene: OdsH
Product: homeobox protein unc-4
Exons: 4
Coding region: 35-1018 (327 amino acids)
Biological process (GO): regulation of DNA-templated transcription
Molecular function (GO): DNA-binding transcription factor activity, RNA polymerase II-specific; sequence-specific double-stranded DNA binding
Source: RefSeq, a predicted model, not a curated record